UUCUCUCCUUCUCUGCUACCCAGUAUCCAAUGGAGGGGGUGCCCGGAGCCCGGAUGCCAGUGCAGAUUCGGGUCAGGCUCUGGUUCGGGCUCUCUGUGGAUGAAAAGGAGUUCAACCAGUUUGCUGAGGGCAAGCUCUCCGUCUUUGCUGAAACCUAUGAGAACCAGACCAAGCUGGCACUGGUCGGGAACUGGGGCACAACGGGCCUCACCUACCCCAAAUUUUCUGACGUCACGGGCAAGAUCAAGCUACCCAAGGAGAGCUUCCGCCCCUCAGCUGGCUGGGCCUGGGCUGGAGACUGGUUUGUGUGUCCAGAGAAGACGUGAGUCGUGGACAGGGAGGGCUUGGGGACCCCGUCUGCCUCAGCCAUUUCUCUGAAAGGGCCUCGGCUCUAUUUAUCCCUCUGUCUACUGCCACUGCCCCUACGCUGGUCAUAGCGACUUCCAUUUGAACUCUCCCGGGACUGGAGGGCUCCUAACGAUUGGAAAGCCCUUUGUGAUUAAACCGAAGCUGGCCUCCAGUGGACUUUGCGUCCACUGGUUACGGCCUUUUCCUCCAAGAUACCACAGAAAGCCCGCUCCCUUCUCUGCGUGUUAAUUCCUCCUUUAGUGCCCCUCAGAACAGCCUCGUUCGUCCUUCUCCAUCUGCACCGCCAUCUCCACCUCC
Physeter macrocephalus (sperm whale) is the source of this 666-nucleotide messenger RNA. RefSeq names its product dysferlin-like. The transcript is spliced from 2 exons. The record is from RefSeq and is a predicted model, not a curated record. Bases 30 to 326 code for a protein of 98 amino acids. Lineage: Eukaryota; Metazoa; Chordata; Mammalia; Artiodactyla; Physeteridae. Gene Ontology annotation, cellular component: membrane.